This is a messenger RNA of Manduca sexta (tobacco hornworm), 3291 nucleotides long. It is a transcript of the gene CYLD, whose product is annotated as ubiquitin carboxyl-terminal hydrolase CYLD. The transcript has 12 exons. Gene Ontology annotation, biological process: protein K63-linked deubiquitination. NCBI's taxonomy places the organism in Eukaryota, Metazoa, Arthropoda, Insecta, Lepidoptera, Sphingidae. Gene Ontology annotation, cellular component: cytosol. The record is from RefSeq and is a predicted model, not a curated record. Gene Ontology annotation, molecular function: K63-linked deubiquitinase activity; cysteine-type deubiquitinase activity. The coding region runs from base 213 to 2117 and encodes 634 amino acids.
CUUUCAGUCAGUUGUCAAAUAAUCUGUUUAUGUUAUUACGAUUUUGGAUCAUCAAAAUCGUGUUAAUGUUCGAUUUAAAAUAUAGAGUUAUACGUUUAUAUUCAUGCCAUGAAAACUGAUAUAGUAAACACUAUAUACUUAAUCUAACAGAAUUACGACAUAAAAAGUGACGGCAUUAAAGAUACUAUGAUAACGCGAGAAUCUACUAUAAAAUGAGUCAUGAAAUAAAGGAAGUACACUUUGAAAAUCCUGAGAGUAUCAGCAGGGAGAACCAGAUAGACCUAUUCAAUCUGAUUGGUGGUGGUUGGCCACCUGCACCGCGUGAACCAGAACACCUAGAGUAUGGGACAGUGAGCCCAAGUCGCAAUCGCACUAUGCAGCGUCCCGCACAAAAUGAGAGAAUCAAGUCUGUAAAUCUUUUAGCCCAUUUAGCGCCUGAAAAGCGACGUAUCAAGCCCACGAAUACAUUCCCUUCAUCUGCCGAGGAACCUCGACACGCACCCAAAAUGGUGCACGAAACUAAGAAGAUUGAGACGGGCAUAUUAGUUGACGUAUGCGGCAGUGAGGUCGCUGACGAGUUGUACGACUCGCCGCCGUUGGGAUCACCGCGCACUGUAGCGCCCGCGCCGAAGCCCUCACAGCCCUCCCCGGAGCACUUGCAAGAGGACAUCGGCGUCGGCUCGCUAGUCGAAGUCGCCACAGAUGUUGAUCAACAUUACUACGGCGUGGUUAGAUGGAUUGGUAUUGUCGACGACACCGCGACUGCCGGCGUGGAGUUGGAGCAGAGCGUGUGCGGGCUGGGCGACGGCAGCCGCGGCGGCACGUACCUGUUCCACUGCGCGCCGGGACGAGCGCUGUUCGUGCCGCUGCCGCUGUGCCGAAGAGACGCCAGAUUUCGAGACACGCCGCCGCCCGACCGCGCCGAUUUACAUGACAUUGAAAAUUUCGAUCAGCCAGAAUGUCCCGUAGUACUGGGAGUGGUGCCUCCACUCAACUCGCUGGGAGACCUGGCCGGCAAAAACCGCGGCAUACAAGGACAUCACAACUCGUGCUACUUGGACGCGACGCUUUUCGCAAUGUUCACAUUCACCAGCGUGUUCGAUGCGUUAUUGUAUAGACCACCAGAACCAGAGGAUUCUCCACAUUACGCGGAGGUGCAAAGAGUCCUGCGGGAAGAGGUGGUAAACCCUCUGAGGAAGCAAGGGUACGUGCGCGCCGACCGAGUCAUGAAACUCAGGACGUUACUCGAGAAGCUUUCAGAUGUCCCCGGGCUUACGUCAGAAGAAAAGGACCCAGAGGAGUUUUUGAAUGGUUUAGUUGCGCAAUUGCUGCGUGCGGAACCCUUUCUCAAAUUGUCGUCGGGCCAAGAGGCCUAUUGUUACCAACUGUUUGUGGAAAAGGAUGAACAUGUCGCGAUACCGACGGUGCAACAGCUUCUGGAACAAUCGUUUGCCACAUCCGGAGUGAAACUGAGCGAGGUGCCUGCUGCUUUUAUCAUUCAAAUGCCCAGGUUCGGUAAACAAUACAAACUGUAUCAACGAGUUUUACCUUCGCCCUUAUUGGACGUCACUGAUUUAAUCGAAGGCUUGCCGCGGCAGUGCUGCGUGUGCGGCUCGCUGGCGCGCUGGGAGUGCGGCGCGUGCGCGGCGGGCGCGGGCCCGGCGCCGGCCGCGCUCGACGCCGGCACCUACUGCGCCGCGUGUCUGCGCCGCGCGCACGCCGCCCGCCACCACCGCCAGGCAACACCCUUAACAAUAUGCGAAGAGUACGCCAGCAUAUUAGAAUCGUGUCCCGUUCCAAGAGUGUACAUGGAGUUAUUUGCGGUUUUGUGCAUCGAGACUAGUCACUAUGUGGCCUUCGUCAAGGCGGGAGUGGGACACGACGCGCCCUGGUGUUUCUUCGACUCUAUGGCCGAUCGAAAAGGUGAGCGCAAUGGCUAUAACAUUCCCGAGAUCGUGUGCAUCGAGGAGUUGGGCGCGUGGCUGGGCGAGGAGUCGGCGCGAGGUGCGGGAGGGGCGGGGGGAGCGGACGGGCGGCUGCCCGCGCACGCGCGCCGCCUGCUCUCCGACGCGUACAUGUGCUUCUACCGCAGCCCCGACGUCGCCAUGUACCGAUAGCUCCAGCGCGCGCAGUGCGACCAAUCAGACAUGUGCAGUGCCAGUAUUAAUGGAAAACAAAUACAUACAGUAACACCCGUUUAACCGCUCGCCACGAAUCGCGGGGAUAGCGAGUCACGGGGCGCGUGCCUGUAAUUACAGUGGAGACUCGAUUCACGGUCCACUAGGCUUUUUGACUCAUUUUGAUUUUUUGCGUUUAUUAAAUAUUGACCUGAUAUAAAUUUUAACACAGAAAUAUUGUGUAAUGAUUUCUUAUGUGUAUGUGAAAGUCCAACAUAGUAAAUAUCAAGAAACGAGUAAAGAAGCGCAAUACACGCACGUUGCGUCAUCAGGAAUUAAAAAAAAUGCGAAAGAACGAGAUAGAGCAAUUGAGUAACCUAAAACUCAAUGGUACUGAUGCAUUUUACUAUUGGUGAAAGAAUUUUUAAAAACGUUUACGAUUUUUUUAUCCCGUCGCGAUAAUCAAGCCUCUACUGUAUUGUUAUUUGGGCAGCCUGAAGCCAACCAUUUGAUACCGAAUUGGUACUCUUGUGUUUGAAAUAGUUUUUACUUAUUACAAAUUGAAAUGGGAGUUCUUUAUUCUAAAAGAAGCUUCAGUCUGGUGAAUGUCGACGACUGUAUAAUGCAUAACAUCAAAGCUCAGAAAAGAUUAGAGAAUAUACAAGGAUGUCUAUUGAUAAAUUUAUUUAUGUUAUGAAUGCAUUAUAAUCCUUAUGACAUCAGAAAUUAAAACAACUUUCACUCCUCAAUUGAUAAUACUUACUGAGAAAUAACAAAUGUAAACACUUCAGAAUUUGUAUCUUUCGCUAUAAACUUUAAUAAUUGCAUGAGCAUGAUAUUCAUUAGAAUUAACAAAUACGUGAGACACUCGAACUUGGCCAAUGUGUCCUGUUUCCGCCACCCGCCGUAAGAUUAAGUUGGACACCAUAGCAAGUUCCUCCUUUGAAGACAGAGGCAGAGAAGCAUUUACUCAGAAGUUGUGUAACAGGCCCUAAUUAUCUUAUAUAUUUAUUAACGUAAAUUGAACCUUUAAUCGGUAUUAUGGCAACGGUUAUACGCCUAGUACCUAUCACGCUUCUUCACAUGUUAUAGGGUAGCGCAAUACAAUAUGUGAAAUACUAAAAUGACAAAAUAAUAUUUGCCAGUACAGUAAUGCAUACUAUUUUUCAUGAAA